Acanthosepion pharaonis is the source of this 666-nucleotide messenger RNA. Lineage: Eukaryota; Metazoa; Mollusca; Cephalopoda; Sepiida; Sepiidae. The record is from the annotation of a GenBank genome assembly.
AUGCAUCAUUCAUAUCUAUCUAUCUAUCAUCUAUCUAUCUAUCUAUCUAUCCAUCUAUCUAUCUAUCUAUUGAACCCAUUCCUUAUGUAUGUAUGUAUGCAUGCAUGCAUGUGUCUAUCUAUCUAUCUAUCUAUCCAUCAUCCAUCUAUCUAUCUAUCUAUCUAUGAAUUAUCUAUAUUAUUGUAUCAUAUGUAUCCAUCCAUCCAUCUAUCCAUUCAUCUAUCUAUCUAUCUAUAUCUAUCUAUUGUCCACUCAUUGAUGUCAUCAUUCUAUCUAUGUAUGUCAUCUAUGCAUGAACCCAUACCUUAUGUAUGUAUGUAUUCAUUCAUGUAUCUAUCUAUCUAUCUAUCUAUCUAUCAUUAUCUAUCUAUCUAUCUAUCUAUUGAACUCCAUUCCUUAUGUAUGUAUGUAUGCAUGCAUGCAUGUAUCUAUUCAUCUAUCAUAUCUAUCUAUCUAUUCAUCUAUCUAUCUAUCUAUCUCUAUCUAUUGAACCCAUUGUUUAUGUAUAUGUAUGCAUGCAUGCAUGUGUAUCCAUCCAUCUAUCUAUCCAUCUAUCCAUUCAUUCAUCUAUCUAUCUAUCUAUCUAUCAUCCCCAUUCCAUUCAUUCAUUAUCUAUCUAUCUAUGAUCUAUCUAUCCAUCCAUCCAUCCAUCCAUCCAUCCAUUGA